Molecule: messenger RNA, 1349 nt
Organism: Ciona intestinalis (vase tunicate)
Lineage: Eukaryota; Metazoa; Chordata; Ascidiacea; Phlebobranchia; Cionidae
Source: RefSeq, a predicted model, not a curated record
AUACCUGCUUUGUAUAUAAGUAUAGGUGCUGUGUAGAAAAAGCAGAGGUGUAUUAAAAGUUCCCAGUUAAGUAGUAAGCCCAAAUAAUAUCUGUAAGAACAAAUUUAAAAUCUAAAAUGUAUUUCUAUUAAUAAGUCCGCCUGGAAUAUUUUAAUAUUCUGACAUUAAGCUUAAAAUCUAACACAAAAAGUGAUGCCGGGAGUCGUCAAGUCUUUCGUAUAUUUUCCUACAGCAGUAUUUUUACUAAUGGGGGUGGGAUUCUUUAUUUGCUACGGCAUAGCAGUUACAAGCGGCCACGUGGUGUCGCCUCCGCUGUGGCCGUACGUCAGCAACACAGGGGGAACCCCCCCGGAAAGUUGUUUGUUCACCUUAUUUUUAACAUGGGCUGCGAUAUUUCUGUUGCUUACAAUGUUUUCGUAUUACAAAUUCGUCGAUCACCACAUUCCAGGAUCACGUGUCAAUACAGCUGCUAUAAUUAUUGGCGGCAUUUCCUGUUUUGGCCUAACGAUGGUGGGUGCUUUCCAGUGGAAUUUGGUCCCAGUUCCGCAUUGGAUCGGAGCCGGCAUAGCGUUCGUGGGAUCCGUUAUAUACAGUUGGCUAGUUUUCAUAUUAUCGUGCAGACUUGCUACACAUAAGACGGUAGUAGCUUUAAGGUUCCUACUGGCCGCUACAGGGACUGCAUCUGGUGUUGUGUUUCUUAUAGGAAUUAUUCUGGCUAGGAUCGACAGAUCAUCUGAAACUUUGUACAUGGUUGCUACUGUUUCAGAAUGGUUCCUUGUCUACUCAGCAAUAAUCUACUUAUUUACAUUCGCGUAUGAACUACGCAACGUUUCAAGCCUUAACGUUGGACACAUUACAAACAGCAAUCGUGUUGCAACUGAUCGAAACAUGCAGGGGAACACUGCGGGAAGCAGCAGCAAUUCGAGAACAUUGUCAGUAAAAAUGGGUUACGUAAAUACUGGAUGUCGUAUCUAAAAAUAUUGAAAACCAAGCAGGAUAAAUACAUAUCAUAGAACGUAUCUGCCAAUUAAAAAACCUCCAUCAGCAUUUAACCCAAAAGAUAAAGAAAUGCCAAUUCAAUGAUUGACACCUGUGACUGUGACGUAUUGUUUUAUUGUGUUGAAUGUUGGCCUUUGUGUCUAUUUUGGUGUGGCGUCCUUCUGCACUGUUUCUAUUUUUACUCUCGUUGUUACUGACUUUUGUGUUGAGUUGAUACGUCUCCUGCUAAACCACCCUUGAGCAUGAUUGGUCGUCGUGGCGCGAGUGCGCCUUUUCUCCUGUUUGUUAAAUCCGCCCGAAUAUUGUAUAAGAUCGGCAGUUCUUGUGGUGCAUGGUUGAGUAAUGUUGGU